UGGAAUCAACAUAUAUAUUGAUUUUGUUAAUUUGAUUUUAUCCUUCUUAUUUUAUUCAAAGAGAGAACGGAAGCAAGCAACACAAAAUUUUUUAAAUUAGGGUUUUAUCUAUCUUCAUCCCCUUUAUUUUGUUCCCUUGACUUUGGGAAGCUACUUCGUUUCUGUUGAACAAGCAUGAAGAAGAAGCUCCAGACACGUUUUCCAGCGGGCUAAGAGAUAAAGAAGCUGCAGAGAUAUCUUGUUUAAGACUUAAGAUGAGAUCUCUGUUCUGUAUAUGAAAUUUCUUGAGUGUCUUUAGAUUUUAAGGAGUGUGAUUUUGUAAUUUUAAUGUCGAAGACAAGGAUUAAGAAGAUUAUGCAAACCGAUGAGGAAGUUGGCAAAAUUGCAAUGGCUGUCCCUCUUCUUGUUUCGAAAGCUUUGGAGCUGUUUUUACAAGACUUGUGUAAUCACACAUAUGAUAUAACUCUCAGCCGAGGGGCGAAAACUGUCAGCUCCUUUCAUUUGAAGCAGUGUGUGCACGCGUUUAAUGUAUUUGAUUUUCUAAGAGAUACUGUUGGUAAAGUUCCUGAUUUGUGUGGCUCAGAUGCGGAAGACCAAUCUGCUACCAAAAGAAGGAAACUUGUUGAUGAAAGUAAUUGCAACGAAGAAGAUAUGAAGAACACUCAAGUGAAUGAGGUCAAACAUUCUGGCAGUGGCAGAGGAAAGCAGGGUAAAGGCCGCGGAAGGGGUGGUGGAAAAACAGGAAGUGGUCUGUCUCUUACGUUUGAAGAAGAUGGUUCUCCCGAAAGCAGCAGGACACCUUCUCCUGAAAACAGAGAUACAUCUUGGAAGAAAGUUCAUAGUAACGUAAGGAACUUCGAUCUAAAUGUGGAUUUAGAUGAGAAUGGAGACACUGCUACAUGGCUAGAAAAACAGCUAGAGGAAAGUCCAGAGUGGCCGUCGUUGGGAAUGAACGAAAUGAAAAUAGAUCCUGAUCAACAACAACAACAACAACAGGCUAGUGCUAGUGAUGAGGAAGACUACGAUGAAGAAAGCAUAGAGUAGACCAAGACUGAAGGAAGUUUGGCGUUUGGUUUUAAGUUAGGUGAUAUGACUAAAAAAAAAGCUAAGAUAUGGGGAAAGGAGACAACUUAGGAACUGACACACUUAUUAUACAUAGAAGAAGCAGUGUUUAUGUAGGAGAGAUUGAUUGCUCACAUUAUAUAAUUUUGUCAUUUUUAUUUAUCUUUUCCAACAUCCAAAGCUUAAUGACACCUUAAACAGAGAGAUUUAACU
Camelina sativa (false flax) is the source of this 1275-nucleotide messenger RNA. RefSeq lists its product as uncharacterized. Lineage: Eukaryota; Viridiplantae; Streptophyta; Magnoliopsida; Brassicales; Brassicaceae. Gene Ontology annotation, cellular component: nucleus. Gene Ontology annotation, molecular function: RNA polymerase II general transcription initiation factor activity; core promoter sequence-specific DNA binding; protein heterodimerization activity. The record is from RefSeq and is a predicted model, not a curated record.